AUGUUGCGCCGCCUGCUGCCUCUCCACCGGCGCUGCUACUCCGCCUCGGCGACCUCGAGCGGCGCCGCGCCGACGCUCUACUCGGGCGGCGACCACCCCGUGUCGCUGCUCUCGUGGGGCCGCGGCGCGUCGGGCCAGCUGGGCGGCGGCAAGGAGGAGCGCCGCCUCUACCCGGCGCCGGUCGCGCGGCUCCUCCUCCCCGUCCCGUCCCCGGUCCUCCCGCCCACGCCCGGGCGGCUUCCCCCCGCCGCGGGGACGGAGGCGGCCGGCGGCGUGGAGGUGGGGAUCUCCUGCGGGCUCUUCCACUCCGCGCUCCUCGUGGACGGCGCCGCCUGGGUGUGGGGCAAGGGCGACGGCGGCCGCCUCGGGCUCGGCGACGAGUCCUCCGCCUUCGUGCCCCGCGCGAACCCCAACCUCGCCGGCCUCCGCGUCCUCGCGCUCGGCGGCAUCCACUCCGCCGCCCUCACCGCCUCCGGCGACGUCCUCACCUGGGGUUAUGGUGGAUUUGGAGCUCUGGGGCACUACGUUUACCAUAGAGAGCUGUUGCCGAGGAAAGUGAAGGGCCCUUGGGAAGGGAAGAUUGUGCACAUUGCCACGAGCGGAGCGCAUACUGCGGCGAUCACAGAAUCAGGUUGUGAACUAUACACUUGGGGUCGUGAUGAAGGUGAUGGAAGGUUGGGGCUUGGAAGUGGGGGUGGUCCAGGUGAAGCUGGCUCUCUCAGUGUUCCUUCCAAGGUGAGCGUGCUGCCUGUUCCAGUUGCUGCGGUUGCUUGUGGUGGCUUCUUCACCCUUGCGCUGACCUCGGAUGGGCAGCUAUGGAGUUGGGGAGCAAACUCAAACUUCGAACUGGGCAGAGGAAGCAAUUCCAGUGACUGGAGGCCACAAAUUGUCCCUAGCCUGAAAAAUGUCCAUGUAAUCCAAGUAGCAUGCGGUGGAUACCAUUCUUUAGCCUUGACUGAUGAAGGUGAAGUUCUCUCAUGGGGACAUGGUGGACAUGGCCAACUAGGGCAUCCAACCAUUCAAAACCAUAGAGUUCCACUUGCCAUUAAAGCUCUGUCUGAGGAGCGAAUUGUCUACAUAGCCUGUGGGGGAUCAACUUCUGCUGCUAUAUCAGAGAAAGGUGACCUGUACAUGUGGGGAAAUGCAAGAGACUGCCAGCUAGGCGUUCCCGAUCUUCCAGAAGUGCAACCAUUACCUGUUAAAGUUAAUUUUCUUGCUGACUGUGAUGAGGAUCCAAGCCCUCCUCGUGUCAUCUCGGUUGCAAUAGGCGCUUCCCAUGCCAUGUGUUUGGUCUCCAGGCAACAGAUUCAGAAAUAG
Triticum turgidum subsp. durum (durum wheat) is the source of this 1317-nucleotide messenger RNA. Lineage: Eukaryota; Viridiplantae; Streptophyta; Magnoliopsida; Poales; Poaceae. The record is from the annotation of a GenBank genome assembly.